Melanotaenia boesemani (Boeseman's rainbowfish) is the source of this 972-nucleotide messenger RNA. Its product is annotated as lipocalin-like. The transcript is spliced from 6 exons. The coding region runs from base 66 to 617 and encodes 183 amino acids. The record is from RefSeq and is a predicted model, not a curated record. Gene Ontology annotation, molecular function: small molecule binding. Lineage: Eukaryota; Metazoa; Chordata; Actinopteri; Atheriniformes; Melanotaeniidae.
UGCCCCACUACAUAUUCCUGACACUCCUGAUCUCCCUUCAAGAGAAACUCAGAAGAAGAGAAGCCAUGAGGAUCACACUGCUGAGGAUGCUGGCCACCCUGACAUGUGUGCUUGCUGCAUGUGCAGAGGUUGUGCCUGUAAAAGACUUUAGCCUGGAGAAGAUGGCAGGCAAGUGGUACAUGGUUGGCUUUGCUACCAAUGCUCAAUGGUUUGUGAAUCACAAGGAUUCCAUGAAAACAGGCACUGCCAUCAUAGUGCCAACUGAAGGAGGAGACAUGGAUCUGUCUUACACCAACCUAAAUGCUGAUGGGUCUUGCUGGAGAAUGACUCACCUGGCCAAGAAAACCGACACUCCCGGGCGCUUCACCUUCCACAGCCAGACUUGGAACAAUGACAACGACAUGCGCAUUGUUGAUGUUGUGUACGAUGACUACGCUCUGGUUCACACCAUCAAGACAAAGGAAGGAGUUUCUGAGUCCCUCAACAAACUUUACAGUCGCACUCCCGAGAUUAGUGAAGUCCUGCAGCAGAAAUUCACUCAGUUCUCCCUGGAAACCGGCAUCCUCCCUGACAACGUUGCUAUCUUGCCAAAGAAUGAUGAGUGUCCCGAUGCCUGAAGACCUCCCUGCACACCAAACACUUCCAUUUCUUAUCUCCUCAUUUCUGAAGUCCAGGACUUUCAUCUCAGACGAGUCUCGUCACACUCAUUAUGACAUUUGUUGCAUCACAAAGCAUGCACCUGGGACAGCCACUCCCACGUAUUUUCCUCUAAACUCUAAAAUUCCUCUAAAUUUCCUGCAUACCUAAGAGCAAUGGCUCAAGCUUCAGACUUUCUUCUCUCCAACUUAUGAUUUACCAGUGUAAUCAGAGUGGAACAACAGUGAUGUGUCUUUUGAAACUGCUGGUUUCUUUUGUAGUUUUGUUUUUCUUUAUAUUAAAAGGAACUGAAAACCAAUAAACCUAUUAAAACAA